Molecule: messenger RNA, 8327 nt
Organism: Vespula vulgaris
Lineage: Eukaryota; Metazoa; Arthropoda; Insecta; Hymenoptera; Vespidae
Product: MAP7 domain-containing protein 2-like
Exons: 18
Coding region: 2098-5871 (1257 amino acids)
Biological process (GO): microtubule cytoskeleton organization
Cellular component (GO): microtubule cytoskeleton
Source: RefSeq, a predicted model, not a curated record
AAGAAAAAGAAAAGAAAGAAAGGAGAGAAAAAAAAAGAAAAAAGUAAACCGAGAAGGUAUAUUAAAGUGUUUAAGAACGGGAAAAUACGGUUCGUUCGUAUCUUAAGUAAUCUCGAUUCGAGGUACGAAAAAGAGGAGGAACCUAAUCCAUUAAAUGGCGAAAGUAUUUUAAAGUCGGGAAAAAUCCGUUCCUUCUUCGAAAGUUCAAUUAGCCGCGCCCUUUCACAGCGGUAACGUUGAUUAAUGGCGGCGAAGCGACAUUUGGCCAGUCCAGGAGUUACACCGGAAGCGGCCGUUAACGUCGUUCGACGAGUGACACGAAUCUCCACCGCGUUUAUCGUAUUUGCGUUCUUCGCGCAAAGAGCCCGAUCGUCGUUCGUGCUUGGCCCCGACGAGAAGUGCACGCCAAAGUGCCUGUCACUCGAGACAACGCGAUCCCUCGUUUCGAACGAAAUGGAUAGUUGGAGUGAGUGAGUUAGAGAAAGAGAAAGAGAAAGAGAAAGGUAGAAAGAAAGAGAGAGAGAAAGAGGGAUAAGGAGAGCCCUUCUCACGAUUUAUCCUCGUUAAUUCGGAUGGCUCGUUCAUUUGGAAAGCCUAUCUCGCAAUGUAAUACCGACGAACCAGUUUCUCUCUCUCUUUCUCUCUCUCUCUUUUUCUCUCCUUAUGUGUUUCUCUCUUUCUCUCUUUCUCUUUCUCUUUCUCUCUCUCUUGCUGUCUAUCUCUCGCUGUCUAUCUCUGUUCUUUUCUCGUACGGUAGCCUUCGAGCUAAUGAAACGGUUCGGAUGAUGCUUCAAUUAGAACGUCGUGACACGCGUGCAAUUGCAUUUCUCCGGCUAGUUCUCUCUCCCUUUCGGUGCUAACUCCUGCUCCAUACAUAAUUAAAUCCCUACGACCUUAAUUCGGAUUCGCUCUCGUCGCACGUCGUCCACCCUCUCUCUCUCUCUCUCUCUCACUCUUCAUCCUCUACAAUGUCUUACUUGAGAAUUUCUUCCCUCGAGUUCUACGUCUAUAUACAUACACGAUCCCUAUCUAUAAAACGAUCGAAGAAGAACUUUAAGGGACACGUUCGCAGAAAGAAAAAUUAUUCUUCUACGUUUAACGGAGAUAGGAGUAUAUAGAUAGCGAGAACAUACGUUGGAAACGUACAGUUUUGAUGGGCUCCUUUGUGAUCGUAAUAAAAAAGAGAGAAAACCAAAGAGAAAAAAGAACAAUAGAGGAAGGAAGAUAUGUACUUUUCUGAUUGUCGCUUCGGUGCAUCAUUUUUGAUCGAUCGUUGACACCGUGAAUGCGGUGAAUCGUGCACCUUGAUAACGGAAUAACAUGGCCGCUUAUCCGUAACUGCUGCCGGUUUACAAUGUCGCGAUCCUCGUCGAUCUUCCGUACGGUUUCAAGCGGUUGGAACGUCGCCAAACAUUUUUAUUAUGGCUUCGCUAACUAACAUCGAUUCGUAUCGGUGACUUGCAUGUUCCGAUCUUUUCUUCCUUUCUUAUUGUAAACGUUCUUCCAAAAAAUGAUCUUCAACGUUUUAUAACAAAACGAACGCGUUCUUCAUCGAUUUCUUUCUCUCUUUCUCUUUCUCUUUCUCUUUCUCUCGAUAGUUGAUUUAACGAGUGUUAACUAAUUCGAACGAUUGACUCGAUCUUCGUCAAUUGAAUUAGUUAAACGUCCUAUUCUUAGUAGUAUCAGUCGGAUAAUAAAAUCAAUAUAGCUGUUCAAACAAAUCUACAUCCUUAACGAUCUUACAUUUAAUCUGUUUACUCGAAAGACGAUCCGUUGACGAAAGAGGUAUACACUGUACAGGGUAUCGUCCGAGGGGGUUAGGAGGUAUCGAGAGUAGCUCGAUAAAGGGGAUGAGGAGAGGAAAAGAGAAGAUGUCGUUGAGAAAGUCGUAGAAGAACAGCGGACGGUGUCGGUGUUUUCGGGUGCGAGAAAAGAAGCAGAAGAAGAAAAAGAAGAAAAAGAAGAUAAAUUUAGCGAACGACAGAGAAGGCAGUGGGAAGGAGGGAGGAGGAGGAGAAGGAGGAGGAGAAGAAGGAGGAGGUGGUAAAAAAAGGUGAGGUGGUCCGCGAGGGCCACGGCCAUGGGGGAGGCGGCAGCAUGUUUUCCGAGCUGUGCAGGGAGACUCUGCGGAAGGCCGCCGUGUGCUACAGUUCUGGUCGUGCGGGAAGUCCCUCACCAUCGCCACCAACGUCUCCGCCAGCAUCACCCUCCAAGGAGGCAAAGACUCCUGCCAACACUGAUCUGGGAAAUGUCCGUGGUACCGGAUGCGAGUGCAGAGAUUCCUCUGCUACCGGAAGGCGGCAUACUACACAGCCGGUCGAACUCCGUGACCUUAGGGAAAAGCGGCCAGCGAUGCCGACGGACUUCAGCAAACGGUUGCCUGGACUCGAGGCAAGGGACGCCGGUAGACGACAGCUCGAGGAGUGCAGAUUCACCGGAGGAGGCGGAAGUGGGGGAGGAGGAGGAAGUGGAGGAUGGGGUGGCGGUGGGGGCGGAGGAGGAGGAGGAGGAGGAGGAGAGAUCGGCGAGUAUGGAAGACCCGGCUCGAGACUCGGCAGACAAUCGGGACUCUCGUCGCCAGAGCCGGAGUCCGAACUCGACACCUCUGAGGACAACUCCUCGACGUCUGGCGACGAAGCUGGAGCCGCUUCUGAGGAAAUUAACCAAAGGACCAGUUCUGCACACAAUCGCCACUCUCUCACGAAGGAAGAAACAAUGCAUUGGUUCGCCCAGAUAGGAGGUGACAGUGGUACUCACAAUUUUCCAGAUAAUCAUCGGAACGAUGUGAAGCGCCGCCGAAGUCUCUACGAUGAGGACUCCCUCGACGACGAUCGUCCUGACGAGAACGAAGCACGAGACUCGACGGGAAGUGCGAAAGAUGUUGACAGGGCGAGGCUCGUCCGUGAAAGGCAGAACGAAGAACGACAACGGAAGCUGGAAGAGCUGAGACAACAGGCACUCGCCGCCCAACGUUUUCGGGAGCAGCGAGAGGAGGAACGUCGAAGACGCAUCGACGAGCUGAGGUCACGAGAUAAUGACAGACGGAACCAGGUAGAAGAAAGGAAACGAUUGAUAUGCGAGGCAGAGCGAGAAAGGCGGGAGGCUAUCCUCCGAAAGAAUCAGGAGAGGGAGGCACGCAUCGAGGCAAAGAAGAAGAAUGAGAGAUCGCACAUCGUUUUUGCGUUCGGCAGUUCGACACCACGAAUGUUGGAGCCAGCUGAUACCGGUGGUUCGACCUUCUGGGGUACACGCAGAGCCACUUCGACGACCAACGUCAUGAUGUUUUCAGCGGCUCAGCCUUUGACCAGGAGAUCCUCCGAAAGAGAACUCGAUGGCAGCAAGAAAAGAGCUACUUCCGCCGGUGGACUCGACAGAAAGCCCGGCGAAGAUAUGAGAAUGUCCUCGUCCAUGUACGAGGUGUUCAAUUGGAAUUCUAGCCCCGAUCCUCCCUUAACCCCUGGCAAACAUAAGAGAGCCAGCCUCUCUCUGCCUCCUACUACAGACAUCUUUGCCAUCGAUGAUAAGUCUGAUAACGAUACUAGGCGUCCAAUGAUUCAGCGGGCUGUCAGUGGUGAGGAUAGCGACGGAACACCAGGAACACCCAGUUCGGUCUAUCUUCGAGUGAACAGGAGACGUACAGACCUGAUGCCGACGAUACCAUCACCCCGUGAUGGACCACCGACGUCCGGACGUAGCUCCUCGGCCAAGGCCUUCGCACGUUCCCCAGGUAGGACUUACUCGAUGUCGAGACUGGACCAGCUAUCUCAGCCUAGGAAACGUCCGACAGAGCUUAGUACAUUGACGGAACAGCAAAGUCAGCCUCUCAGUGGUUCUAGCAUGAGUCGCAGCAUGUCGCACUUGGCUGCUGCCUCAGGAAGCAAGAGCCUUAAGCGCUCGGAUAAUUCUCGUAGCAUGGGUACAUUGCCGGGUGCAGUUCCGAUGCCGAGACCUACCAGGGCUGAAAGAUUGCGUCGAAAGGCUCGUGAGCUUCACAAUCAACAGCAGCAAGGUAUCCGCAGCGGGGAGGUGACACCGAACAGCCCAUCACGACCGCACAGCUCCAUGAGCCAGCAAAGUGCCAGCAGCGUGGGUAGCAGUAACGUCAAUCUGCGUCCUCGUACGGCUGCUCCGCGUCGACCGCGACCUGCUUCUAUCGCCGGUACCGGCGUUUCGGUCACAGAGCGACACAAUCUCUCAGGUGACGCAAAAUUAACAAAGGAUUCAAAGCCACCACUGCCAAAGGUCCAUAGUACUCCAAAGAAACCUUCUACGCCUAAAGCAAGCGAGAUAAAGAAACCGACGGAAAAAUUAGUAAAGAAUGCAAAGGCAUCGCCACGGAUAACACCAAAGGCGACGCCUUUGCAGAGUCCAGGUGUUGAGCAUUCGCCGCUCAUUCGCGAAGCCACUGAAAUAAUUGGACAUGAAAAUGACAUUAAAAAUGGUAAAUCGGAAGAAAGGAACGAGGAAAAGAAGGAUCACGGUUCAGAGAAAGCACAGGACGUAGUAGAGACAGAAUUAGUUGAUAACGAAGACAAAAACGAGAUUAAAAACGAAAUUAAAAAUGAAGUUAAGAAUGAAGGUCCGAUAGUCGAACAACCGGUACCAGUAGCCGCUAUCAAACAAGCCAAGGAUGAUAGCAAUUUCAUGCAAGAAACGUUGUCCUCUCAAGAAUCCACGUUGAAAAAAGAUGAUAAUAAUAAAGUAGAGAAGAUAGAAAAGAAAUUGACGAUGGAACAGGAAGGUGAAAGCGAAGUCGAUAACGAGGAACAGAUCGACAUGUCUGCUUCGAUGAUCGCAAAAAUUAGAAUCACGACGGAAGAGGAAGCCAAAGCUGCCUUGGCGGAACGCAGAAGAUUAGCUCGAGAACAAGCGGAAAGGGAAGCGGAGCUUGAGCGUUUACGAUUGGAAGAGGAAGCUCGUUUGGAAGCUGAAAAAUUACGUGCCGAAGAGGAGGAGCAACGACGCUUGGAAGAGGAAACUUUACGUCUGGCGAACGAAGCACGACAGGCUGAAGAACAAAGAUUAAAAUUAGCGAUCGAAGAAGCAAAACGUCGAGAGGAGGAAGAUCGAAGAAGACGAGAGGAAGAAGCUCGUCAAAAGCAAGAGAAGGAAGAGGCUGAGAAGAAAGCGAGAGAAGAAGUAGAAAGACAACGAAUAGAAAUGGCCGAACGUUUGAAAAAGGAAGAGGAAGAGAGACUUGCUCGACGUAAACGCGUCGAGGCGAUUAUGCUUCGAACACGUGGAAAAAAUCAGUCCAAUACACCGACGAAGGGGGAGGGCGGAGACGGUGAUAAAUUAAAAGAAGACAGUCCUAGCGAUGAAAAUAAAUCAGCUCCCGGUAGUAAAAACGAAGACGUUAUGACAGCGAGUUUAAUAUCUGAAGCUACUCAGCAAUUUUUAAGCAGCGAGCAGCGAGCUCAUCACGUAGAAAACGUUACCGCGCCAGCUAUCGUGCAUAAUGGCACGCACAGUAACGGCAUUAAUGAAAAUAAAAUAGUAUUGGAUAAUAAUCAGGGUAACGUCGAGGGAGGAUUAAAUGGUCAUCACACGAAUCACGGGAACGAUAUCAACAGUCAAUCGAUCACACUGGAUAAUGCCACCGUCAAACAAAACAACGUGACCAACAACCUGUUAGACCUGUCAGAAUUCGAUACUCUGAGUAAUAACAGUAGUGGUCCAACGCUUGAAUUGACGCUCAACAUGGCCAAGGAAGACACGCUCAACUCGAACUUGAAUCCAACAGCCGUACCAUUUACACCAAUGGCAAAUACCUUUACGUCUGCUGGUGCUAAUGCCAACAUCAAUCCUUUCCAAGAUGCUUACGUGAAUAAUAAACAGCAAGAGAGCAAUCAAAUGUCAGGUAUGACAUAACGAAGAGAACGAUCUUUUGUCCUAAGAUUUCUUUAAAAUCUUCUGGUGAGCAAUGGAGAGAGAACAAAAAAAAAAAAGAAUUGGAUUCGGUGUCCAGUGUGUCUGUGGCAAUGGAUAUAUUCAAGAUAACGUCGUUUACGAUAAUGUAAAUAAGCGCUUUGAUAUAUGUGUAGAAAAUGAGGAUCCCAGCUAGAAGGAAGGAUAUAUAGUUCAGGGAAAAAAUUAUUUUGCCCUUAAAUCUUUGAACUUUAAACGUUAUUAUCGAUGAAAAUGUAAAAUAAUAUAUAAUAUUAGUCAAUAAUAUGCAACAGCGAUUCUAAGCACUCAGUCUGUCGUAGUAAUCGAAGGGGGAAAAAAAGGAAAAAAAAGAAACAGGAAAGAAAAGAAAAGAAAAAGAAGGAAAUAUUAACCCGCGUGACUUUUUAGAAAUCCAUUAAAAGAAAGAUAAAAAAAAACCUAGAAGGGGUAGGAGAGAGGGAGAAGAAUAUGAAAAAAUAAGACUUGUUCAUAACGUACAAUUCGAGAUACAUAUAAACAUUAUACUGAAUUCCAUCGAAUCAUUACGCGCCCUUUCCUUAUUUUGUCAUGACGUUUCAUAAUCAGUAAACGUUGAUAGAAAAUCGAAUGGAAAGAAUAUAAUCAUGCAAAACGCAAACCGAGAUAUACGAUGAUAGUAGAACUUCAAGUGAUUAACCAAGUGUGUAAAACGGCUUGACGAAUAUAGCACAAGAAAAAAUAAAAAAUAAUUAUGCAUGAUGAGUUUAAUAACACCCAAUCUGCCAAAAGAACAAAGAAAUAGGGUAAACAUCACUAAUAAUAUUCUCUUACAUAAUAGAUAGUACAUUAUCUUAUAGAGGAAAGACAGCCUAAGAAUUACUGUGUAUAAUAAGAUAUUUUGAGCUGAUAGAAAAAAUAACUUUUCUUCCAUAUUACAUUUUGGAGCGUGCGCUCCACUAGUCAAGCAAUUUUACUGUGUUUGUCAUAUCUUGUUUUGAAAGCUCACUAUCGGUACCAUAUUGUACAUCCAUCAUAAAGGUACAACUAGAAUUCACUAUAUCACACUGAUUUAUUUUUCAGUCCAUUAUGAAUUUCUAGUUGUAACGAUGAUUAAUACUUUAAUAAAAAUAGCCACUGUUAUAUAUUAUAUGCUAAUGUAUAAACUUUUUACAAUGACAAUAUUACAUUGAGUUUUAUACAGUUGUUACAAAAGGGAUAUAGAAAUCGUAUCUUGAUUUAACACAGGAUACAGAUGUCAAAACUGUUAGUGAUCUUUUUUUUUUUCUAUUUUGACCUAAACUAUUAAAUGUAAGAAAAAAAGAAACGUAUAUUUUUUUGCUAUUCCAGUGGCUAUUUACGAUAGUAGAGUACUAUGAUGCUAUCAUGCAUUACUGAGCAGGUAUUGGAAUUUAUAUUCACGAUGUGAGUUAUUUGUUAUUACUGUAGUAUAGCAUUAUAAAAUGAAUAUGAGAGUAGUAUGCCUUAUGUUUCAUACUUGCGAUAUUGCAGGUGCACCAUAUUAUGGGAUUUGCAAGCUUAUUUAUAAUGGGUAUUAUAAAUUAAUCCACUUUCUCUUAUUCUAAUUUCUGAAUAGCAUGAAAUAAAGAAAUUAUUCCCAAGACAGAAAUAAUGUUUUUGACGCAGAAACUUCAUGUACAGUUUGUUAUUCAAUGAACCCUUACCCUUUUAUAAGAAUACUUUAACGGAAGUUGAUCUAAUUUUUUUUACCAUCUUUCUUUCGAAAACGUUUUAAUCAAUUUAAGAGGGAUCGUAGGCAAUGAUAUUUAAUUAUAAAGCACCAACAUAUAUAUUUAUAUAUAUAUGUGCGUGUGUGUGUGUAUACAUACAUAUUAUUAUUAUUAUAAUUAUUAUUAUUAUAAUUAUUAUAAUUAUUAUUAUUAUUAUUAUUAUUAUUAUUAUUAUUAUUAUUAUUAUUAUUAUUAUUAUUACUAUUAUUAUUAUUAUUAUUAUUAUUAUUAUUAUUAUUAUUAUUAAACGAAUAAGCCCGAUUCAAUAUGGCUUAAUAUAGUAUUUGUUACAGUCAAAUAAAUUGUUUUUCAGAUAUAAUCCAGUUAUCGAUAUAUCAAUAGUACGUACUUAGUAUCGGAGGACAUAGAUCAGUGCUAAUUAAACAAAUAUUUAAUUAAGCUUCCGCGUCGUUUAAAUCGUCCAAAUACAAGGGAAAUAUGCAUCUCCUUUGUCUUUUAAAAAUAUUUAUCGCUUACAAAAGAAAAAAAAAGGAACAAUAGACUUGUGUGUAAAAAAAGUUUAAAAAGUCAUUACUAUUUAAUUUUGGCUCUAUAAAUAUGCUUGUUCUUGCUUAUUGGCUAUUAAGAAUAAUUAUUGUAAUAAAGUUUAUUUAUUUUCUUAAUCUAUUUAAAAAGAAUUCUCGUUAAAUAUGCUUGUCCUAUGUUUGUCGCCGUUCAAAAAGAAAAGAAAAAAAAAGAAAAGAAAAGAAA